Paracoccidioides lutzii Pb01 is the source of this 297-nucleotide messenger RNA. RefSeq lists its product as hypothetical. The transcript is spliced from 2 exons. The record is from RefSeq and is a predicted model, not a curated record. The coding region runs from base 1 to 297 and encodes 98 amino acids.
AUGGAGCUGAGGGAAGGUGUGAUGAGUUCUCAAGCUUCCACUGAUGAUCUGAUGAACCUCUCUCUUGGUGCUGUGAUCCCAAGCACCUGCUACAUCAAAUUGAUAAAUCAGACAGAGGUUAAUCAACAAAAAGAGCAAGGCCUGUACCUGAGAUGUGAAGCUAAAGGUCAUAUGAUUAAGAGCUAUCUGUUCAAACCUCCCAGACACCCUGCCACCCUCAUGAUAGCUAAGGUGAUCCCCAAGCCAGUACUGAACAACAAUGAUGUGGAUAUGAGUGAGGAUUCAGAAAAAGAGUAG